GAUCUCGCUGGAGCAGGGAGCCGGUGCCGAGGGGAGCAGUAGGGUUGGUGUAUUCGGGGAAUCUGCAUGCAUGUACAUACUGUAGUGUAUCGGGCGCAACUCUUGAGAUUGAAGACGAACCCGUAUUAAGAAACAAAUAAGCACCAUUUGUUUUUUUCCACUGGCGCUAUUGCUUUCUGCAGUCCGGCAGAAUUCUCUGAGCCAGGAAAAAAAAAAAGAGACGUGGAGUUUGAACUUAAUAGCAGCCGACAGCAAUCAAUGGUUUCAGCUAUGGUACCUGAAUGAAAAGGAAAGCCAAGGACUGAUUAACCAAGACCGUAAAAUCAAGUAUGAAAGCUUCUUGAAACCCUCCAUGAAAAGUGACAAUUUAGACUAACCAGUCAUUGUCAGACAUAACCUGCUUAUCCCUGGGAGGAAGGAGGAAAAUCAUGCAAGAAUGAAGAUGGGCAUGAAGAAAAUAACACCUCUGUUCAGCCAGGCACUCCGAGCCACACUCCAAACCAAGAUCCUCACCCAUUUGUACAGGACAGGAAUAGAAGCAAACCCAAUAAUCAUCUCCGAGCGCCUGAACAAAGAACUGGUCUUCUGCAUGAUAAAUUCUGCCACUGCGAAGCUUAGGUAAUAAAUUACACAACCCAAAGCAGACCGCCUUCCACGGAUGUCUGCGCCCCCCGGCAGGCGUUCCCCAGAUCUCUGAUGGCUCCCCUCCUGAGCGAUGUGGUUCUACCAGGGUCAGGGGUCACAAGCGGGGAGCAUGCCGCCGUGGUAGGCGCCCUGACGGCAGCGGGCGCCUUCCUGCUCCUGUCCCUGCUCGUCUUUCUGUGUGCCAGCUGCCAGGGAGAAAAGAAAACCUCCAAGUCCAACGGAGACCACGAAAAUCUGAUAAAUGGGGUGUCUGAAAGAGAAACACUUCGCCAGUCUGCUGGCAGUCAUGAGCACAUCAUAUCAAGAAGUUGCUCUCAAAAUGGGCCGCUGACCAGUGGCACUGUUCUUUCAGACAACUCUGGAGACACCAGCCCCCAGCCAUCUGAAGAAAUGUUGUCCAGCCAGGAGGAGGUCCAGGAUAGCCAAGGGAAGUUCUCCAAGGGCCAUCAGGAUCGGGAGCUUCCCAGCAUACCCCCUGACAGCGCUCUGAAGUGUGCCCUGGACGCUGCAGGCGCUGCUGCGGACUCCCCCUACGAGGUGGUGAAAGAGAGCACCUCCCAGGACGCUAACAUCGAGGACUCGCUGUACGAGACAUUGAAGGAGAUCAAGGGCCAGGACCCUGUGCCUAACAACUGUCCGGCUCCGACCCGGAGCCAGGCCGAGACUGCUCCCACCCAGGGGGACGAGAGCCCCGGCGCCGUCUCCGAAAGCCCGGCCGUCGAGUACGCCUCCAUCGACUUCAAGAAGAAGAGCCGGCGCUCCGUGAACGCAGAGCCCCCCUCCAGCCAGACGGAGCCGGCAGACGACGACGCGCCGCCCCUCCCCCACAAAGCCCCGGACGAGCACGAGAGCCGGGCCCGGCCCGGCGCUGAGGGCACAGAGCACGACGAUGGAGAGCCGGAGAAGAGAGACAGUACUUCCAGCUACAGAUCUCGGCAGGAAAAUCCCUCCCUUUCAGAGGAUGAGAUAUCGGCUAUGUAUUCCAGUGUCGUUAAACCGUCCAUUAAGCUGAAGGAUCAAGACUGCAGCUGUGCUGGCGGGACGAACAGUUCGGGAUCUUCCGCUGUCCCCAGCGAUCUGUACGCCUCGGUGAACGAUGUUUACCAGGAACACACCCCUGAGGUUCCACCAAAAUCUGAAGAAAUGGUGGCAGAAAACACGGACCCUGGCUACGAAACAGUCAGGAUUUUAACAAAGGGAGGUGGAAGGACAGGGCCCGAGUCGGAAACUGACCAGUCGCCGGGCGUUCAGGAGCCCGACUACGAAAGUGUGGGCAACUUGGAGUGUUCUCGGUUGUGAACGUCCCACAGCAGACGUCCUGGACUAAGACUGAAAGAAAGGACUGGGCUGCAAACACUUUCCCCCAAUGUGAUAAAUCAUACCUUCUGUUUUUGCCGUUUUAUCAAUGAAAUCCAAACCUGUGUUUCUUUCAGAAUCUGGCUUUUAGUGAUGUUGCGGUUCCUACAAGGGCUUUUUGAACUUCUCGGAACCUGGUUUAAACUUCACGAGUUUAAUUUUUUUUUUUAGAGAGAGAGAUUUACACACCCUUUUCGUGGCGCAGCCUCUCCGUUCCUCUCAUAUUGUGUUUCCUGGAUGAUUCUUAUCUGGUUCUCCCUGCCCAAGGUGUUACCAUUCCUACUGCUGUUCCCAGAAUGCCAGUUCUUCAGAAACAGCUCUUCAUAGCUGGGUGCUUGUAUAUUGAUGGUGUACUGUAUGUAUAUCAGUGGUGCAUCUGUGACCUCAGAGCUAUGUCAAACUGUAAUCGCCCUCCCCAUCCAAAGUACUUUUGCUGGAGGAAUUUCAAAAGCAAAAGCCGAGAAGAAGCCCCACAGAACGAUCUUUAAAAAGCCGCGGAAGGGACAAGAAUGAAAUGGCAGUAUAACUUUGAACAGUCCUGUAAUUGUUCAUUCUGAAUUUGGAAUCUUCUAAAGAGGCUAUUUUAAACUUUUUCAUCUUGGUACGCUGAACCACAGAUCGUUUUUCGUCCCCGAGGAAUUGCAGUCUUUAUGACAUGAGUCUUAAACCACGAGAUGAGGUCCUCAAUAACCUCAACCAGUUGUCAUCAGUUAAGUAAUAGAGAGUUGGGAUUGGAGAGGAAACCACAAAGCCUUGUGGCUUUUCAGAACCAGGGUUUAAGACUCCUGUCAUGGAUCAUAAAAGGAGAGGAAUUUCUGACUUGCUUUUGCAGUGAAAACUGUGCUAUGUAAAGGUUUUAACAACCUCAGUUCUUCAUAUCUCAAAAUGGCUUUUUUGCAUUUUUUUUCCAAUUAAUAUGAUUUUGACAAAGUAAUAUGGCACUUAAUAUGACUGGAAUGGUGAAGCUGGUUGGCUUAUUCAGUGCUGGUCAAUGGCUGGCUGUUGUGGUACUCUAAUGGUAACAUGUAAAAUUGUAUUGCUUUUUAAAUAAUGGAUCUGAUUCUUGACGCCUGAUGUCUGAUGCCAGUAGGGAAACCGCCCUAUUGAAACUGAGACUCCAAGAGCUUCGGGCAAAGCAGAAGAAAUGGCAGGUCUGUAGUUUUUGGUGGGUACUGUAGUACAACUCAGGACCUGUACGAAAUUAAUGUAACAUGCACUUUACUUCAGGGAUGAAAUAGGUACGUCAUUACACUAUCGCAGUGAUUACAGUAAACAAGGUUCGAUAUGUCUUUUUAAAAAAACUCAGUGGAAACAUCUGUUGUUUUGCAGAGUUGUCCAGAAAACAAAGUCGUCCUAUUUGAACUACAACAGGAAGAAAAGUAAAGGUCCUAGAAUUUUGUUUGUUUUAUUUUGAGCCUGCUAAUUAGUUUUCUUUACACAGAUGCAUGUAGUCGCCCAGAAUGAUAAAGGUACACUGCACAGCGCUGUAACCGUAGAAGGGUAAUAUAUUAAGUACCUGCAGAUCCAGUUCUGUUUUGGGUAUUUGUUCUCAGUAACUCACAAUUAGGGCAGUCCUGUGCCCUCAAGAAAGGGGCUUUUCUCUCACUUCCCAGCAGGGUCCCCAAUUAGGGACACAUGAGCGAUUGAUUCUUGUCGGUACUCUUUUGUGUGUUUUUCAAAAGCCAGCAGCAGCAAACCUCAAAAGAUGCAAACAUCGGAGACAUCUGUCACCACUUUAGUCUCAGUCAGCAGGCAAAAGGCAUUUGAAAAUACUAAAAUUCAAACUGGGAAAUGACUGUUGAAAGCUGAUAUCAUCUGCCUUAUGACUCAUAAAGUAUUUAGAAUAUAAUAACAUUAUGGAGAAGCACUGCUUCCUAGUUUUGUUUUGACAGGAAUGCCAUUCUUUAGACAAAUAGUUAAACUAUUAAAAUCAUUGUUUUGUCUUGGCACACUAUUCUUGGAUAUAAUUCAAGUGCACUAUUGUCUUCAUUUGUUUCUUGUAGGGCUCUGAACGUUGGUCAGCAUAAUACAGGGUUGCUCUUGCUGUCUUAAAAUUCUUAAUUUGCAAUCCACUGUCAAGUGAGCUUUUGAAAUCUCAUGUUAAAUUUAGGUACUUAUGUUCGCAGCAGCCAUUUUGACUAAUGCAGAAUUCUUUCAAUGUAAGGUACUUACAUGUAAGUGUCAAGUUUUAUUUUAUUAACAAAAAUUGUAUUGAUGUUUUAUUGCCUUUUUUGUUCUUUGUAGAUAUUGGCGUUCCAAUCUUUUUUUAUAAGAUCACAUAAUGUUUUGUUUAAUACUAGCCAACAUACUGAGAGCAUAAAAGCAAAUUGUAGCUCCUGCACAUAGUAAAAAAUAGAAAGAAUUUAUAUUUAUGUCUCAGAUGAUAAGUUAUAUUAAAGGGGUAACUUUCUUUUUUAUUUAACCUCCACUUUAUUUUAUGCUAUGCACUAAAUGUUUCCAUUUUAACUAAAUGUUUAUAUACAGUAAGAGCCAUAUAUUGUCUUUAGUAUUGUCCACAAUUUGGUCUCGGAACUGAUCUAACAUUGAUGUCACAGUAAUGAAUUGAGAUGUAGGAAAGAAAAUACUGUAGGAAAAUCACCUACACUCCUGUAUCUACAACAAAACCACAACACAUAAAGGUCUUAGUAAGAACAGUGAAGUCAAGCACAGGUAUUUCAGUUACAAAAAUGGAGGUCUGGUUUUCCACUGUGGGCAAAUAGCUUAUGUACAUAACUUAAAAUGAAGUGGGCAGUUUUCUCCACAGUGGAAAAUAAGUGUCUGUCUUGCAUGUUUUCAGUUUUUAAAUUAAGUAACUACGAAAAAUAAUAUGCCUGCCACCAAGCCAGAAAUGUUCUAAAGGCCUAAUGGACGAAAAAUUGCCUUUUUUAAAACUCCCUGUUCAAGUGGAUUUUUGUGAAGAACACAGCUGUUGACUUCUUAAACAGCUCUUGAUAACUCUGGAAAAUUACAUGGUUUCGAAAGGAACGUAAGACCAAUUGUGUGGAGCAAUUGUUAAUGUUUGUUCGGUAUUAGCAAGCCAGCAGCUAUAAAUGUAAUAGUUUACAAAUGUGGCUGGAAAUGAUUAAACUAAAACGGGUCACCACCUAGUUAAUGAUAACGAUAUUUUCUCAUUCGAUUUUUCUGACAAAUUGUUUUGCCUCUAGCUUUUAUGUAAAGAGAUUUUAAUCGCUAUGUUUUUUAUUGAUCUAAUGAUGAUUUAAUGAUGAUCUAUUGCUGUUGCUAGACGUUUGUCAUACAUUUCACUAGAGGGGAAACCCUGAGAGACUGGCAUGCCAAGUAGGAGUUGGCAAUUCAACUUAAAUUGAAAGAAAAUCGAACAUAACAUGUAAAAUACUUUGCACUUAAUUAGACCGGUAGGCUUACUGUAUAUCUUUCUGUGUGAAACCUGGGAUAAAUGUUUUACUCCUUCAAUUUGAUGGUGAAACCUUAACCAAUAUGAAUCUGAGAAUUUGAUGAAAACACUUUUCCGAUUUGGAUAUCACAUAUCCCAUUUGCAGGCAUUGGAGACUAAGCUCAAUUCUGACGAAUUUUUCUUCCAAUCUUGUAACAUUUUUGGGGGGUAUUCAUGAUAAAAUCUCCAUCCACGUUCAGUUACUGCUUUAACCUCAGGAGGUUAAGGUGAGCUAGAGAAAAACUCCACUGGCACUGCGGCGACAUCCUGGGUUGGGGUAGAAGCCCAUCAGAGGACACACACACAACUACUAAGAAAUGCAUGUAUUUGGAUCAUGGGGAAAAAAUCUUGAGUUUGCAGACAACACCCACACAAACAUAGGAAGACCAUGCAAACUGUUACCCCAAUCUGGGAAUUGAACCCAGAACCCAGGGGAAAUGAGUUGGCCAACUGCUAUUCUCUUGUGCUACCCCUCAUUACCGAUAUUCCAUGAAAUUUAAAAAGGAUUUCAAUGCACCUAUUUUAGAACUAUUUCUAAAUUCUUUUUCAACACCCUUUCUGUGAUUGCUGUAUUGAAAAUAGCUUCUGUAUAUAUUGAAAAAGGAAAUUUUGUGUGAAGAUUAAGAUGUCUUACAGUGUUAUGCGGAGUGUGAAAAGAUUGUAUUUGUAUAUGAUUGUAUUUUUCUAGGUUUUGUUGGUAAUUCCAUAAAACGAGAGAUGAUAAAAACAGAUGUUUGUAGUGGUACAUUAGUAUAGUUUAACAGCAAGGGUUAUGAUACAACUUUAAGGGAAACGUAAUGUUCUGUGAGUAUCACAGCAAGUAGUGUGUUAAUAGACAAGUCUGUCAGAAAUGCCAUUUUUAUUGAAGGCUCAUGACCAGUGCCAUUUUACCUGUACAUAUGGUACAUUUUGCAAACAGUGCACAACUGGCUUCCUGAAAUGAGCUGAUAUGAUUUUGCAAAGUCUCAAUUCCAACGAGUCAGUAUUAAAACAACGUGUCAGCAGAAACACUAUGGGUUGGUUGUUGUUGGGGUUUUUUUUGGUAUUGUUCUGGUACACAAAUGUAUAAAGGGAGGUAUUUUCAAGGUGCCGUCCCAUUCUUUACUUCAUGCUGUGGUUUCGUUUGUCAAACGACACGUCCUUGGUGGUACUGUACUUCGUUUCAAGAUGGGGGAGCUGGAAGGUACUGAAAUGAGGGCACAGUUUUACCAGUGUUCAGACAUGACAGUUGAACAUCAUCAAAAUGCUAGGGGUUUUGUCGAUAAAAACGGGUAUUGUUGAUGAGAACAUUUUCAGGCCCGUUAGAAAGACAUUCAAAAUAUCAGUAGUCUCUUUAUGACAUCCUGCAUAAUGUGCCAAAUUACGUUUCCAGGUUAACUAGAAAUUAUGUCGGACUGUAUCCUGUAAUCUGUAUUGCAAUGUUUCAAAUGGUUGUAUACAAUUAUCACACAAAAUGUUUUAUGAACAUUUUAAUAGUACUAUUUUAGUUUACUUUUUUUUGCAUUUUUGUAAAUCACUUUGCAGUGACUCUUUGAAAAUAACUGUACUACCCAUAAAAUGUUAUUUAAUUUUAAAGUUGCAAGUCAUUUGGAUCUUUUCAUAUAAACACCUCUAAAACAGGAAA
Molecule: messenger RNA, 7037 nt
Organism: Lepisosteus oculatus (spotted gar)
Lineage: Eukaryota; Metazoa; Chordata; Actinopteri; Semionotiformes; Lepisosteidae
Gene: pag1
Product: phosphoprotein membrane anchor with glycosphingolipid microdomains 1
Biological process (GO): intracellular signal transduction; negative regulation of T cell activation
Cellular component (GO): membrane raft; plasma membrane
Source: RefSeq, a predicted model, not a curated record